AACAACAUCAACACGGAAGAAGCCAGAAGUCAGCUGACACAAGUCGCCUCACAGCUGCAUCGUGUUGCUCUUUGUCUGCCAGUCGUAACUUGCCAGCGCUAUGGAGGACCAGGAGCUGCAACUGAAAGUGAGACGAGUGACCGACAAAUUCACGGAGAGCAUGUACGUGCUGGCGAACGAGCCGUCGGUGGCUCUCUACCGGCUGCAGGAACACGUCAGGAGGUCGCUGCCUGAACUGGUGCAACACAAGACUGACAUGCAGAGCUGGGAGGAGCAGAGUCAAGGGGCCAUCUACUCUGUGGAGUAUGCAUGCAGUGCCGUGAAGAGCAUGACGAACAGCAGCUUGUACUUCAAAAACAUUGACAUCCUCCUACGUCAAGCCAUCAGCAUGAAGGAGCAGAUUAGCAACUCUCAAGGACGCAGCUUACAUGACGUGACCCCCCCUCCCAGUCCCCUUGUCUCUGCUCCACAUUCCACUUCCUCAUGACCUCUGGACUGAGGUGUCCAAGGAAGAGGACGAUGGACUCCGGCAUGCUGAAGGACGGGGGGGGAAAGCACGGCUCUGGGAUGUGACGCAACUUCCCCGGCGGCGGCGGCGGCGUUGCUCCGGCGGGUCCCUUUUCUCUCUGCUACCUCCUUGAUUGAGGCCGAAGUGGGCGUCAUCACAAUGGAGUGACUGCCUCCGGUGACCCCCCCCCCCACACACACACACACCCACCCACUCCCCCCUCCCCAGUACAAGCCUCUCAGUGGAACAGAGCCGCCCCGCGCUACCAGGUUCAGCAUUAAAAACACUCGAGUCAUGGACGCUGCUCAAAGAAUGCAUUGUUCUGUGUGGGACUCGGAGAGAAAGCAGCCGUGCUGUUUUUUGUUUGUUUUUGUGCCUCUGCUGUUGCACGGCCAACGUUGUGGGACGCUAAGUUUUCAAGUCUUUGUGAAUGUUGUUUACCAAAAGGCUUAAAAAGUCACCUGCAUGCACAUUAUUAGAGGAAAGCGUACAAAUGUAGGCUAGAAAGCCGUGGCGGGGGGGGGGCCUGUGUUUCAGGAUUAAAUGGCGACAUAAUCUUAACAAAAUAAGAUGUUUUUCACCAUUUUCUUACCUGCCAAGUAGACAGAAACCCCCAUGCAGAACAGUCCGAUGGCCACGUGCCGCACGGCUCUGCUGUCGAGGAGGAACCAGUCUGCUCUGGAAACGAAUGUCGCACGUUUACAUUUUGACUUUAUCAUCAGUGCAUAAAUGAAGAAAGUUUCAUGCAACAA
Molecule: messenger RNA, 1260 nt
Organism: Pseudoliparis swirei
Lineage: Eukaryota; Metazoa; Chordata; Actinopteri; Perciformes; Liparidae
Gene: borcs8
Product: BLOC-1 related complex subunit 8
Exons: 6
Coding region: 101-487 (128 amino acids)
Cellular component (GO): BORC complex
Source: RefSeq, a predicted model, not a curated record